CCUCGUUCCUUGAAGUUGCCAGCUAGGUGCUCCACCUGGUCUUCAGCUGCCCUUGAGGCUUGAGACAUUUUGCAGGACCGGAUCAUCUCUGUUGCGAAGUUCACCGAUGGCGAGAAGCAUCCUCUCCCAGCACACAGUCUUCCCGAACUCCCUCGCUCACCUUGAGACAAGCGCUGCGACUCAAAGCCGAAAAGCAGGUGCCGUUUUGGGAGAGCGCAGCCAAGGGUUCUUCCUUUCAGCACGCCGGCUGCUGAGCUUCCGGGACCUAGGACACAAGCGAUUGCAUCUAGAAAGGAUGGGCAACGCAUGUGGCGCAAGUGGUACGCGUGCGCAGUCAGGCAAUGCUGACGUGUCUGCAAACCCACGGGCAGCGGAGUUUGCUAAAGUCAGUGAAGCAGAGUGGCAGAAGCGCUUGACGAAGGAGGAGUUUUAUGUUGCAAGGAAGAAAGGAACGGAGCGGGCGUUCACAGGGCGCUAUUGGAACAACAAGGAGGCCGGUGUGUACAGCUGCAUCUGUUGCGAUACACCGCUCUAUAGUUCCGAAACGAAGUUUGACAGCGGCACCGGGUGGCCCUCUUUCUACGACAAGAUUGGCAACAACGUCGACGAACACUCCGACUGGUCGAUUCCGUUCAUGCCUCGAACGGAAGUCACGUGCGCCGUCUGCGGCGCCCACUUAGGCCACGUUUUCAACGACGGGCCACGGCCCACCGGUCAACGGCACUGUAUCAACAGUGUGUCUUUGAAGUUUCACCCAAAGGAUAGCGGGAAGGCUGACGGAGCAUAGAGCGCCUGGGGGAGGCUCCAAAGUGCAGCUUUAGAAUGUGCCUGUGCUCAGGCUGGUAGGUCGAGGCUGGCGAGCGCAGCUUAGGUUGUGGGCAAGAACGGCAGGGAUCACAGUGCAGAGGUUGAUAGAGCAGGUGCUUGUCCAGCUCUGAGAAGCUCAGUGGCGUAGUCUGGGUUUUGUACAUAGCAGCGUUCUUUGGAUCGGGCUGCAAAUGGCCUUCCUGAAAGCUGUGCUGAUUGACCUGUGAAAACUUUGUUUGAUUGGUCGGAUCUUGAGAGCGAUCUUGAGAGCCUGGCCGCUCUCAAUAUUCGACCAAUUAUACGAAUUGUAAACCUUAAACUUUUUGAGCUAUCGCAGACAUGGGUACAGCCUCGGGACACAGACUGUGCGCGCUGCAUGUCAAACGCACCAGCGGACUCACUAUCUAUAUUGGUAUGUUACUUUUGUAUACCUUAG
Molecule: messenger RNA, 1243 nt
Organism: Klebsormidium nitens
Lineage: Eukaryota; Viridiplantae; Streptophyta; Klebsormidiophyceae; Klebsormidiales; Klebsormidiaceae
Source: the annotation of a GenBank genome assembly